CGUCACGUGCUUUGUCAGGCUCUCUGCUCCACCGUCCUUCCGUCGAGGCAACAGGCUGAGCGCUGCUGUGUUUUCUCGGGUGAAGAUGGCUGCGGGUCCCCUAUCGGUAUCUUCCAACGCGUCCACUAACAACGAUGGCAUCCUCAUCGGUGACAAAGUGUACUCCGAGGUUUACCUCACCAUCGACAACUCGCUCAUACCGGAGGAGAGACUCUCUCCGACGCCGUCGAUGCUCGACGGCCUUGACUUGAACACCGAGACCGACCUUCGCAUCCUCGGCUGCGAGGUGAUCCAGUCCGCGGGCAUUCUUCUCCGCUUACCCCAGGUGGCGAUGGCGACGGGGCAGGUUCUGUUCCAUCGGUUCUUCUACUCCAAGUCCUUCGUCAAGCACAGCUUCGAGAUUGUUGCCAUGGCCUGUAUAAACUUGGCUUCCAAAAUAGAAGAAGCGCCACGACGAAUACGAGAUGUCAUCAACGUUUUCCACCACCUGAGGCAGAUGCGAUCCAAAAAGAUGCCAAGUUCACUGAUACUUGAUCAGAACUACAUAAAUACCAAAAACCAAGUCAUCAAGGGGGAGCGGCGGAUCCUGAAGGAGCUGGGCUUCUGUGUGCAUGUCAAGCAUCCACACAAGAUUAUCGUCAUGUACCUUCAAGUCCUGGAAUGUGAGAAGAACCAGACGCUGGUCCAGACAGCCUGGGUAGUCCAUGCUGGAACUACAUGAACGACAGCCUGAGGACAAACGUGUUUGUGAGGUUCCAAGCUGAGACUAUUGCCUGUGCUUGCAUAUUCCUCGCUGCCCGUGCCCUGCAG
Platichthys flesus (European flounder) is the source of this 810-nucleotide messenger RNA. Its product is annotated as cyclin-L1-like. Gene Ontology annotation, biological process: regulation of transcription by RNA polymerase II. The coding region runs from base 86 to 721 and encodes 211 amino acids. The record is from RefSeq and is a predicted model, not a curated record. The transcript has 7 exons. Gene Ontology annotation, cellular component: nucleus. Lineage: Eukaryota; Metazoa; Chordata; Actinopteri; Pleuronectiformes; Pleuronectidae. Gene Ontology annotation, molecular function: cyclin-dependent protein serine/threonine kinase regulator activity.